AUGGGCCACUAUCUUGAUGAACUGAAAGAGACUGCGGGUAACGAGCCCAAUGCAGAGAAGAUUGACCUCGUCGAAUAUGCGCGGAAGAAAGAGUUAAGCAACUGGGUGGUCUGGAUGGAGGGCGACGUUUUCCACAUCCGACAGCAAGGUCAAGGGUCCGCGAAUGGGAACGGAACUGUAAUGAACAAUCUUCAUGUCUAA
Molecule: messenger RNA, 201 nt
Organism: Phaeoacremonium minimum UCRPA7
Lineage: Eukaryota; Fungi; Ascomycota; Sordariomycetes; Togniniales; Togniniaceae
Exons: 1
Coding region: 1-201 (66 amino acids)
Source: RefSeq, a predicted model, not a curated record